AUGAAGGUUUCCGCAGUCAUGACUACUCUGAUGGCCGCCUGCCUGGUCGCUGGCGCUCCUCCUGCUCCAGUGCCCACUGAUCUCUCUUCCAUCCCGCCGCCGCCACCUCCCAGCGGCACCGAGCUGCCCCCUCCUAAGGGAACAGGUGACGGCCAGAAGCGUGACCAACUUCCUACUGGCACUGAGCUGCCCCCACCACCACCUACCGGCACUGAACUGCCACCCCCAAGCUCGGAUGUCCCUCUUCCUCCCAAGCCCACCGAUGAUGGGAACGAGAAGCGUGAUGAGGAGCCCAAGGGAACUGAUACCCCCCCUCCUCCUCCAUCUGGAUCCGCUCCUCCCCCUCCCCCUCCAUCGGGCAGUGCUCCCCCUCCCAAGCCCACCGAUGAUGGGAACGAGAAGCGCGACAACGAGCCUAAGGGUACCGAUGUCCCUCCUCCUCCUUCCUCUGGAUCUGUUCCGCCUCCUCCCCCAACUGGUACUGCUCCCCCUCCUAAGCCCACCGAUGCUUAA
Molecule: messenger RNA, 513 nt
Organism: Penicillium cosmopolitanum
Lineage: Eukaryota; Fungi; Ascomycota; Eurotiomycetes; Eurotiales; Aspergillaceae
Exons: 2
Coding region: 1-513 (170 amino acids)
Source: RefSeq, a predicted model, not a curated record